AUGGGUUUUCCAGCAAAAUGGAGACACUGGAUCAUGCAGUGUGUUACAACGGUGUCCUAUUCUAUCCUUAUCAAUGGUGAGCCAAGUCAACCUUUUAAACCCAAGUGUGGAUUACGGCAAGGGGACCCAAUGUCACCAUAUAUAUUCAUUUUGGUAAUGGAAGUUCUCUCGCGGAUGCUUUCCAAAGCAGAGGCAGAUGGAUGUAUCAAAGGUAUCCGGAUUGCAAGGAAUACCCCUUCCAUCUCACAUUUGUUUUUCGCGGAUGACUCAUUGUUUUUCUUUAAAGCUACUCAUGAGUCUUGCAGGGAGUUAAGGGGCAUUAUUGACAGUUUCUGUGAGGCUUCGGGGGAAGCAAUAAACUUUGACAAGUCGAGCGUCAUCUUCAGCCCAAACACCCCGAUGGAUAUGAAGAAUGAGUUCAAACGGAUUCUGGUGGAUGGCCGGUCGUCCAGGGCGUACCAACCACUGGUCGAUAAGGUCCAACAGAAAAUUCUUUCCUGGAAACACCUAUGUUUAUCCCAAGAUGGAAGACUGCUCCUUAUUAAUGCAAUACUAGCAGCAUUGAGUGCAAAUAUGCUUUCGGUUUUCAUGGUUCCGAAGAAAAUCACCAGGAAAAUUGAUUCGCUCCUGAUGCACUAUUGGUGGAGUGGUUCGAGUGAUAAAAGAAGCAUAUGUUGGAUCAAAAGAAAAACACUGGAACUCCCGAAAGGAAUGGGGGGGGGGGGGGGGGUGGGUUUAAGAAGUGUGGAAAAAUACAAUAAGGCCCUCUUGGUUAAGCAAGCUUUUCGAGUUCAUAACUCCCCAAAUCUUUUACUCUCCAAAGUCAUGAAUGCAGCAUAUAAAAGGUCUCCUAUAGAAGCUGCCAUAAACAAUAGUAUUCAAAGCAACGCGUCUUGGGGCUAUAGAUGCCUAGGGAAGUGCUCUAGCAUGAUUAAGCAUGGCUUAGGAAAGGCUAUAUUCUGUGGAAACAGUGAUAUCCAGCAUGAUGUAUGGUUUCCUUCAGGUGAGACUAAAUGUAAAAAUGCUACUCAGUUAAGACAAACGGGUAUUGCUCAAGUUAAGGAUCUCAUGAGGAAUGAUGCGAGGGUUUGGAACACACAUCUGAUCUGGAAAAGCUUUGAAAAGGAAACAACUCGUGAAAUUUUGAGUCUGCAUAUUCCAGAGGACAACACGGAUGAUCAAAUACAGUGGGUGGCUGACAAAAAAGGUAAUCCUACUGUUAAAUCUGUCUAUAAUUUUCUGAUUCUGAAUCAUGUGGAUUAUCAAAGUAUAGACAGACAUGACAAUAUUUGGACAAAGCUAUGGCAAAGCGAUCUUAGUCCGAAGUGGAAGGUGUUUGUGUGGAAGCUGAUGCAUAAUGCUCUAGCUACUAAGGACAACCUGAGGAGGAGGGGUAUGGGAGGGGACAAUGUAUGUGUUUUAUGUGAGCAUGACAUGGAAAGCACCUCCCACUUACUUAGAGAGUAUACGGUAGCUGCUCAUGUGUGGCGUUCCUCCUCUCUGGGAGUUUCUACAAUAACUAACACACACCUGCAUUUCAGAGAUUGGAUAAAGAAUUUUCUGAAUUUUCUAUGGAAAGAAGACGGGAGAACAAGCAUAAGAGUGAUUACCUUUGUUACUAUUCUUUGGUCUAUUUGGUUGCACAGGAAUAGUGUCAUUUUUAGACACUCGAACCGGAAUCCUGCACUAAUACUUCGUAUGGCUCAUCAGUUUGGGGAGCAGUGGAUGAAUACAACUCCAAUAAGGAAUAAAAUGAAGACUACCAGAACUAGAGAUUCUCUAAUACAACAUGAUGGAGAAGGAAAACAUGUGAUUCUCAAAGGGGUGGGCAACGAUCAUGAAGCUAUCCUUGUUACUGAUGGAGCUUGGAAGAUGCAUAAAAAGAAGAAAUUUCCAGUGGCGGCUGCGGGUUGGGUUCUGCGAAAGGGAAACAUAGUGAUUGCUAAAGAAGGAGUUAGAGUAGAAGCCAUGAACCCAAGUCAUGCGGAAGUUAAAGCCAUCUUCAUGGGGUUAUCUUAUGCCAGUCAGCAAGAUAUUCAAGGAGUAAGGAUCUACACCGACUGCAUAGACGCUAUUAUCUCUAUAAGGGACUUCCCCCAUUGCGAACUUGAACUAGUUACGUACUCUGUGCAGUGA
Messenger RNA from Spinacia oleracea (spinach), 2136 nucleotides. RefSeq lists its product as uncharacterized. Gene Ontology annotation, molecular function: nucleic acid binding; RNA-DNA hybrid ribonuclease activity. Bases 1 to 2136 code for a protein of 711 amino acids. The record is from RefSeq and is a predicted model, not a curated record. The transcript is spliced from 2 exons. NCBI's taxonomy places the organism in Eukaryota, Viridiplantae, Streptophyta, Magnoliopsida, Caryophyllales, Amaranthaceae.